Messenger RNA from Epinephelus moara (kelp grouper), 1829 nucleotides. RefSeq names its product sorting nexin 8a (gene snx8a). Bases 156 to 1739 code for a protein of 527 amino acids. Gene Ontology annotation, molecular function: phosphatidylinositol binding. NCBI's taxonomy places the organism in Eukaryota, Metazoa, Chordata, Actinopteri, Perciformes, Serranidae. Gene Ontology annotation, biological process: retrograde transport, endosome to Golgi. The record is from RefSeq and is a predicted model, not a curated record. The transcript has 14 exons.
UGUUGACUGCAUUAACACAGCUGCUGACUGAGCUGCUUUGAUACAAAUAACAAACACCAGCGCUUCUUCAUUUCUUUAAACUUCACCACUGCAGGACAUGACAUGCUCAUUAGCUGUCAGUGCAUGAAAUCACAUGGAGGUGCUCUUGCGCUCACAUGACAGUCAGAGCCAUGGCAGGAGAGAUCAAUGAAGGUGUUGUUCCCCUUUUAGGCUCAGUUCCUGCCUAUUACAGGGAAGUAUAUGAGGCCAUCCGCUGUAGGACAGAUGAGAGAGUGCAGGUUGAAGUUUUUCAGCGGUUGCUCCAAAGGACCGAUCUCUCCAAGACGGUUGUAGGCCAGAUUGCUGAGCAUGUUGACACCACAGAUGGAUUCCUGAGCAAGUUGUCACUUUAUAAAGCACUCGCCUUGAUUGCUCUUGCUCAGCAAGGAAAGCAACCAAGCCCCAAAUUGUUAGAGAAUUGCAUACAAGAGUUACCAAAACCUCAGCUCGGAGAGCCAAGUGACCUGAAAGCAUUAAGGAUGCAGCCGGCUCAGGAGGACGUUCUGACAAUGUCUCACACGCUGGACAAGCUGCUUCUCAGGGACACAGUCCAGGUUGAGCUCAUACCUGAGAAAAAGGGCCUGUUCCUCAAACAUGUGGAGUACCAGGUCACCAGCCAGCGUUAUAAAAUAUCAGUUUACCGGCGUUACAGUGAUUUUGAUGUCUUCCAUGAGGUUUUGCUUCAGAGAUUUGCCUACAGAGUUGUGCCGGCGCUGCCACCUAAGAGAAUGUUAAAGGGAGUCCUCACCUCCGUCUCUGAGCGUGACUUCAUUGAAGGGAGGAGACGUGCGCUUUGCAGAUUCAUUAACUUGGUGGCAAGGCACCCAUUCUUCUCAGAGGACGAGUUGGUCAAGACCUUCCUCACCUUCAGUGGCUCUGAUGUUCAGACUAAGCUGCGUGACGCUUACAAGAAAACGGGUGAUGAGUUCAUGACUAACAGAGUCGCAACCCUGGCGAAGGAAUAUCUCCCCGCUGACAUUCAAGCUCAGUUUUCGACAAGCAGAGAGCUGAUUAGAAAUAUUCACAACAGCUUUCAGAAGCUGCGGGACAGAGCUGAGAAAAUGGCAGAGCGCUCUAAGGAGAAUGCAACUGAUCUUCUCAUGUUUGGCAGAGAGCUCAGUACGCUGGGCUCAGAUGCUUCGUCUCUUCCCUCCUUGGCCUCUUCACAAAGCACCUGGGGGACCCUGCGUCAAUCUCUGAAGAGUCUGUCUGUGGAGUUCGCCGUGCUGUCUGACAAAGCUGCUCAGCAGGGCAGACGGGAAGAGGAUGAUGUUGUGGAAAAACUGAAUCUUUUCCUGGAUUUGCUGCAGUCGUACAGAGAUCUCUGUGAGCGCCAUGAGAAAGGCGUGCUCCACGAGCACCAGAGAGCUCUGCACAAGUACGGUAUGAUGAAGAGGCAGAUGAUGAGCGCCACAGUGCAGCCCAAAGAGCAGGCAUCUGUGGAGCAGCUGGAGUCACGAAUUGUUCAGCAAGAGAACGCCAUUCAGACCAUGGAGCUGCGUAACUACUUCUCCCUGUUCUGCCUUCAUCAAGAGACACAGCUCAUCUUCAUCUACCUUCCAAUCACAUCCCACAUUCUGGGGGCUUUCGUUAACUCCCAGGUCCAAGGACACAGAGAGAUGGGAGCGGUGUGGAAUGAACUCCAGCCAAAGCUGGGAUGUCUCUUUGGCGGCAAUAACGGGUUGAAGCCCCCCAUCUGAAGCCUGAAUACUGGAGGUGCAGGAGAGAAACACAGCCACUGAUGAAGAUCACAAACUGGAAAAUAACUUGCUCUGUGAGCUAAAGAAAAA